AAGAAAGAGGGAGGGAGAGAGAGUGAGAGUGAGAGAGAGAGAGAGAUACUGGUCUGAUGGUCUCUGCAGCUCCCAGCCAUCUCCCCCUUCAUCUUUCCAUAGGGAAAGGGUGCUGCUGGGAGGGAGGAGGCUGCUGAGAGGGGAGGUUGCUGCUGGAAGAUGUAGUUCUCCCUGUUGCUGCCUCCAUAGGGGUCACACACAUGGGGUGACACACAUAUACUUACACAAACUCAGAGACACACACACACUCACAAUACUUACCAACACGCUGCUGCAGAAGAUCGGGUCCCCACAGCUGGAGGAAGAAGAAACAGUUUCAGAAAACAAGAGCCGACUUCAUGGACUCUCCUCUUCCCCUCACUGCGCACAUGACUGAAGAGGAGGCUGCAAGCACGCUGCUGAGCUCCCAAACACCAGACAAGAUGUCCUAUGAGAGCCGCAAUUUUCUUUCAGGCUUUAUCAGCCUGUACCGUGAGAAGGAGUGUCUGUGGCUGACGUCCUCACUAGACUACAGCAACAAGCAGAAGAGGGAGGCUGCUUAUACCCGCAUGGUGGAGUACUCAAAGCCCAACUACUUUGCUGCCUCGGUGGCCUGGGUCCGGAAGAAAAUUGACAAUCUACGGACAGUCUUUGUCAAAGAGAACCACAAGGUGGAGGAGUCCAAGAGGUCAGGGGCUGGUGAAGACAAGGUGUAUGUGCCGCAGCUGUGGUACUACAAAGAUCUACACUUUCUCCUGGAGAAACGGUCAGCUAAGGAGACUGAAGGGUCACAAGACCUACAGACACCUAAAGAAGACCUCAGCCGUACCACUGCCCUCAACAACACCUCACCAGAGGAACCAAACUCUCCACAGCGACAGGCUGCCAGGAGGAAGCCACGGAAAACCAAAUUUGUUGAAGACCCGCUACUAUUGGAGGCCCGUUCACAGCUGCUACGGAAACCGGAUGAGUUUGAUGACUUCAUAUGUUUCAGGUAUGAAGUGUCCCAAAGCCUGCGCAGAGAUACGGGUCCCAUACUUCAGCUCCUCAAACGACUGUCCAGUAGCAAGGAACCGCAGGGCAGCCACGAGCCUCUCAUCAGCAGGGAUAGGCACCCGCCAUUUGGUAUCCCGCUUCUGUAUGAGGGGGGUCACCAUACGCAGCAACUCCUGGAAGGUGUCAUCAUUCAUGUGCAGGAAGUUGCGGUAGUCAUCCGGGUUGUUCUCCCUGAUCUCAUCCAGGAAGGGCAUGUAGGAGCGAGUAGACCGCUUAAGCAGCCACUCCUUGGACCAGCAAGAUCUCUCCCUUCGCCUUUUCUGGGCCCUCUCCCUGUCUCCCCUCAUCUUCAGCACAGAGUAGCACAUGAGAGCCUGAUAGUGAGUAGAAUCCAUCUCUACACACACACAGCAGUAUAGAAACACUUUGUAAUGCAAGCAGAACAAAGCAGUGCACGGUAGCUAGCAAUGUGGAACGAGCAGCAGGUAUAAACCAAACUUCUCUAGUCACAGAGUAGAAAGAAGUGCACAGGGGAUGUGGUCAAGAUCCCGCCGGACGGAAUCCCGGUGGUCAAAAUACCGACACUGGAAUCCCAACCGGAACAAUCCCAACAUAUUCUCCCUCCGUGGGUGUCCACGACACCCACAGAGGGAGAAUAAAAUAGUGUGCUGAGCGUAGCGAGGCACUGUGCCCGCAAGGGGCUGCGUUCCACUCGCCACCCCUGUCGGGAUUGUGCUGGUCGGGAUUCCGGUGUCGGUAUUUCGACCGCCGGGAUCCCGUCCAGCAGGAUUUCGUACUGAUCCCGUGCACAGACUUAAAAUGGCUGCUUGUUUAUAUAUCCCCAAGAUAGGCCAGACCUCUAUUUACAUUUUUAGAAAUCUUGUAGAUAAAUCUGGUGUUCUUUUGGUCAGCAUGCUAUGCGCUUGCAUUCGAUCAUCCGAUACCACUCGAUUUCCGGUCGUAAGGGGCAUGGCCUGUGUCUCGGGAAGUGAGAGAGGGUAAAUUCGACCUCGGGGAGGAGUCUUACCCGGUACUAGCUCAAUGGGACAAUCCCAAGUACGAUGCGGAGGCAAGGUGUCCGCCCCUUGCUUACUGAAAACAUCUUGAAAAGCUUGGUACUCCACAGGAAGGCUGGAAGGGUUGGAAGAACAGAGAUGUCUAACUGAAGGUAAACCGUUCUGAAAACAGUCUUGUUCCCAAGAGAGACCAUCCAUAGUUUGCCAGUCUAUGUGGGGAUUGUGUCUGAUUAACCAUGGAAACCCUAGGAUUAGUUCAUGAGAGGCUUUAGGAAUUACAAGGAAAGAGAUUUCUUCUGAAUGGAGAACUCCGACCUUCAUCUUGAGAGGAAUAGUACGAAAGGAUAUAAUACCCUCAGGGAUAUAACUUCCAUCCACUGCGGUAACAGAAAUGGUACGAUCCAAAGGAACUGUUUGUAUUCCUGAUCGUUUGACCAGAGCUGAUGUAAUGAAGCUUUCGGCGGCUCCGGAGUCGAGUAGUGCAGGGAUGAGAAGAGAAGAAGAAGGGAGCUCCAAUUGGGUUAACAGGACAGACUCUUUCUUGGUAUGUAAUUCUGAGAAUUCUCCUAGCUUGACCUCUCCAGCACAAACUAGGAGCGGGCAUUUCCCGGACAUAGAUUGCAAGUUUUAACAAAGUGAUCAGAUGCACCACAAUACAGGCAGAGGUUCCCUUGUUGCCGUCUCUGACGUUCUUCAUUGGAUAGGCGGGAACGAUUAAUCUGCAUGGGUUCUUCCGCAGUUGGUGAUGAUGGUGUUGGUGGAAGAACAACUCUAGGCUUAGGGCGAUCUGACCGCAACCUCUCCAUACAGCGUUCUCUGUUCCUCAGGUCUAACUUAUUGCAUAAAGAAAUUAGUGUAUCCAACUUAUCAGGUACGUCCUGAGUUGCGAGGUCAUCUUUGAUCUUUUCGGAGAGACCGCUCCAGAAAGCUGCAAUGAGAGCCUCCUCAUUCCAGUACAGUUCAGAAGAAAGGGUGCGAAACUGGAUCACGUACUGACUGACCGCACGCGUGCCCUGACGCAGACACAGGAUCUCCAAAGAGGCAGCUGAAGUCCUGCCUGGUUCGUCGAAGAUUUUUUGGAAGGUGGCCACGAAUUCUGGAUAGUUAGAUAAGAUGGGAUCCAUCCUCUCCCACAAAGGUGAAGCCCAUUCCAACGCUUGCCCGGUAAGUAAAGAAAUUAUAUAGGCUACUUUGGUUCGUGCCGAUGGGAAGUUGGCCAACUGUAGUUCGCACUGGAUUUCGCACUGGUUGAGAAACCCGCGGCAUUGUUUUGGAUUCCCAUCGAAUUUAUUGGGAGGUGGCAAAUGCAACCGUGGAAGUGGUACUGGUACAGGAGGAAGCGGGACUGGAGGUGCUAAUGUGGGAGCAGCUGUAGAUACUUGAGAGGCCGUCAUGGCAACACAGAGAGAAUCGAGACGUUCGGACAUACUCUGCAUGAACUGCACGAUUUGAGAUUGUGUGGCCUCCUGCUUACUUAAGCGAGACCAGAUAUCUGUAGUUGAAUCCCCUCCUGAGGCCUGAUCACCCGUCGAAUCCAUUGAGGCCAGUGCUUACUGUCACGUCUAGCAGAGUUUGAGGAUCCGGCAGCUGAGAUUUGCCCGAGGAGGUAGCAGGCUGUGAAUGAACCAGAUGAGGAGGCUGGAUAUAGUUCCUUCGCAUGGGACACGGAGCAAUGAAGAACGUAGGCGGGGUUUGAGAGUCAAUGGAAAGUAUUUAUUAUGUACAGGGCUGAGGUAGAGAACCGAGUCUGGAGCAUGAUGGUUAAGACGUGGCUGGAGGCAAAGAACUGUGGACUGUGAUUUGAAAGACGAGACUGUAGAUGAUGAACUGUGGAUGAUGGUUGAAGACGUGGCUGGAGACAAGGACUGUGGACUGUGGUCUGGAAAACGAGGCUGAAGAUAAUAAUCUGCAGGCGGUGGUCGGUGGUACAAAGGCGUGGCUGGUGAAGGAGAUCUGUGGAGUGUGGCUUGAAAGACGAGGCAGAAGACCCGGGGCCGACUGUGCCCAAAGAGUCUUACUGGACCAGGUUUUCCAGGGGCGCUUCCACAGGCAGUAGCAGGGUAGGAACAGCAGGGCUGCAGCAGCAACAGAGAACCGACCAAGCAGGAUCAGGAGGAACCAGAAUACAGCAGGAAUCCUGGGAGCACAGGCUAAAGCACCUACAACAGGGUUGUAACUUGAAGCACUGGCAUCCCUGUCCUAAACCAGCCCCCUUUUAUAGGGAGAGCUUCCCCUGGAUUGGCUGGAAGAGACAGGAAACAGGAACUAUUCUCAAAACUUGGUCUCCAACAUGGCGGCGCCCAGUAAUGCAGACCUUUUUGCAAAGCCACAUUGCUCACUGCCCCUGGUCUCCUAGCAAUUGCCCAGCAAGAGCGACCCACUGUAGCGACGUCCCGCUGCCACGAGCGGACCCUCUCACCGCUGCUACUGCUGCCCACGGAUCUGGCGCAGCAGCCCACCUCCGCCUCUGCCCGCACAUCGCCAAGGAAGCCAGCCCCGCGGCCCCAGCGUACCGGUAAGACUCCGGAUGCUGACAUAUAGGUACCAUUAGCCACAGCCGCUGCAUCAUAGCACUGUGGGGAGGGAAGCCAGCAUAUUCCAUGUCCCUUUACAAGUUUCUUUAUAAUUUUAGUAUGCCCCACAGUAGUUUAUAAGAAUUCCUAUGACAGGAAACCUAAAAAAGUUUUGAUAUAUUCGAUAUAAAAAUGACACCUUAGGAUUUAUUCAGAGACCUGUCUAAUGUUGGAGUCACAGAGUUAGCUAUUGUCACAUCUCAUGGAUGGAUGAUGGAUGCUGACCCAUACUUAGGAUUGGCUGAGACAAUGCUUGGCACCCCUUCCCCUUUAAAUCCGGAACAGAGUGGCGAACGUCUUUAUGGGAGCCGUGGCCUCUGUUCAUACGGGAUCCGGUCUGAAG
Messenger RNA from Pseudophryne corroboree (corroboree frog), 4907 nucleotides. RefSeq lists its product as uncharacterized. The transcript has 5 exons. The record is from RefSeq and is a predicted model, not a curated record. Bases 339 to 1394 code for a protein of 351 amino acids. Lineage: Eukaryota; Metazoa; Chordata; Amphibia; Anura; Myobatrachidae.